Gasterosteus aculeatus aculeatus (three-spined stickleback) is the source of this 3575-nucleotide messenger RNA. It is a transcript of the gene otol1a, whose product is annotated as otolin 1a. Lineage: Eukaryota; Metazoa; Chordata; Actinopteri; Perciformes; Gasterosteidae. The record is from RefSeq and is a predicted model, not a curated record. Gene Ontology annotation, molecular function: protein binding.
CAAAAGCCUGUCAAUUUUGAAUUAUUCUUAUACAACAUACUAAGUGAGAUACGCACUUUAGUAACAAUUAUACACCCGAGGAUGCUUAACUGAUGCUUUUUCUCUUGUAUGUCAUUCUUUUUACAGCACUGAUUAUAAUAUAUUACUGGUCAUAUUAGAACGGGAGCAUAAAGCAAAGCAGUUUAUGCUGUCACCUUUUUCUGGAAUUAUUCUUAAUCCUAGGCAAUUGUAGACGUUCAUGUUAAACUUUUCCUCUUUUCUCUUUUAAGGGGUUUAUUUACCAUUUUGCCACGUACAGUGUCAUAAAACACAAGUUUGGUUGCCAGGGCAACCGACGAGGAAAGGGAUGCAGCGAGAAGAAAUUCAGGCAACAUUUAUAAUUGUGUGGUACAAUGUGGCAUUUCACCAUCCCGUGCAGUCACCGAGUGGUUUGCAGCCCAUCCCAGAAUGGUGUCACUUUACCUCCCACCUUACUCUCCAUUCCUCAACCCCAUAGAGGAAUUAUUUUCUUCAUGGAGGUGGAAGGUUCAUGACCACCAUCCACAUCCUGGACAGAAGAUUGCCAGGGAUGGAUCAGGCAUGUCAGAAGGCUCCUUCCUAGGUGUAUUGCCCUAGAUGACAUAAGAUGUGAUGUGGAUGAGAACCUGUGGCCAAAUAGAGAAGACCGAGUAGAUUAGCAUUACUAUUGUAUCUGUAUCAGUGGAUGGUGUGUAUACAAAUUCUUGUAUUUUGGAAUUACUUAAAUAAAUAUAUAAAUACCUAAAAAUAAAAAAAAAGGAAUAAAGGGCAUGAAAUAUAUUGAAGCAUUCUGCAUCAUGUGUGAUUAAUUCCAGUAACAUAUAUUACAGUGAAUUAUAAACAGAGAUGUGUCCUUGUUUUACACAAGAAAACAUUGUAUAAUGCUAUUGUUUUAUGGGUGACAAUGUGUGUUUGCUAGCUGUCAACCUUUGUGUUCUGGAAGAAGGAGUUGAUUUGAGACAUGAAUGAAGUGUUUUGGUAGUUUUAGUGCAUUUUGAAUGUGAUAUGAACUUCUGUGGCGAGCUGAAAGUUGGUUCGGAGAACUGUGUGAAGAGUUUUGAAAAAGUGACCUAAGUAUUGAGAAAUGUGUCCUAGCGACUGUGAAAGACUGUAAUGUCAGAGGUCUGACUACAUCUAACACAGAUUGUCCAUGAGGUUCAAUAGGUUUACAGGGCUCUCUGGGCUGGUUUGAUCAAGGAUCAAGGAGGUGAACGGUUGGAUCAAUGUCUGUUUUGGGACAUUGAUCCCUCUCCCACUGGCUGCAUGGUGAUCCACUUUCUGCUUUGAGGUGCUGCCAAUUGGUAGGAUUGUUACAAGGUGUUGCACCCAGUAACUCUCACAUGAUGUGCUAUUCAUUACCAACAGCGUUUGAGUGUGUGUGUGUGUGUGUGUGUGUGUGUGUGUGUGUGUGUAUGUGUGUAUCGCAUGCCUAUACACAUGUUCUCCGGAUGUGUGUCGUUGUGUGUAACCUUAUAUCUCUGCUGUUUGUGUACAAAGCAAGCAUGUGUGUGAACAACAUUUAAGCAGUGUGUGUGCACUCACAGGCCCUGGAAUAAUAUCCCACAUCACAAAGAAUAAAGUCUUGCCUUCUAUACAACCUGCUUUAUUUCACAUCCCACAGGAGUCAUGUAAUCUGCUCUUGCCAGCCCACCUACCUCCUAAUAACCCCGGUGUUCCGUCCCUUGUUCUCUGUCUCGGGGCAGUAUAAGGAAGGAGGCAGCCGGCAUCAAUCAGGAGAUGGAACGGAUGGAGUGAAGAGUCAACACCACUUACAUCAACAGCUCAUUGCUUCAAGCACUCGGUAUGCCUUCCGUUCGCCUAGUCUUCCUGACCACGCUGCUCCUGGUACAGAUGGCCACGCUGGCCUCCAGCACCAGAACCACACGCUGGCCCAGACCUCAGACCACCAAGAAGCCCCCUCGAGCUGGUAGCAGCGGCGGUGGUGGUUUUGGACGAACCACCACCACCACCCCAUCUCCUUCUAGCAGCCUGCAGAUGGACGAGACAACUGAGGUUACAAUGGACACUUUCUCGGUGUCCCCUACAGACAGCACCACCUACAGCGACACUUUCUCCACCGAGUUCCCCACCGAUGCCAUAGUGCCUCCCGGGGACCCCGUUGGAAACUACACUCUUAACUACAAUGAAUGCUUCUUAAACGUCUGUGAGUGCUGUCCGCCAGGGAUAGGCCCCGCAGGGCCCAUGGGAGACAGCGGCCCACCGGGGCCACAAGGAGAGAGGGGCCCUUUAGGAGAGAGGGGAGAAACAGGGCCCAGAGGAGUCCCAGGACCAGCAGGACUACCUGGUGCCAACGGGCUUAAUGGCGACACAGGUGAAAAAGGUGAUCUAGGACCGAUGGGUCUUCCUGGUGCCCCUGGCAUCUCAGGAAAACCAGGAGAGAGAGGUGAUCCGGGCCCCAGAGGAGAGAAAGGUGAACGUGGUUUCGGCGGUCUGAAAGGUGACCCGGGAGAAAGAGGAGAGCCUGGCCUGAACGGGACUCAGGGCGACACUGGACGAGAGGGGCCUAUAGGUCCCCCUGGGGUAGCUGGGACAAAGGGUCAGAAAGGUGAACAAGGACUUAGCGGCGAGUGUUCACCGAGCGAGAAAAGUAAUGCGGGUGCGCGUGGGCCCCCUGGUCUGAGAGGUGAGAUGGGCCCCCCGGGAGUGAAUGGAACUGAUGGCGCAAAGGGAGAGAGAGGCCAGCCAGGGCCUCCGGGCGGGAAGGGCGAUACCGGUACCAGAGGGCCCCCGGGACCUCCAGGAGGACGGGGCGUCGCAGGGCUGAGGGGGGAGAAGGGAGCCAAGGGCGGGCGUGGGCCCCGGGGCCUAAAAGGCCCACCAGGUGAGAGUGCGGAACAGAUUCGCUCCGCCUUCAGUGUGGGCUUGUUUCCCAGCAGGUCCUUCCCUCCGCCCGGCCUUCCCGUGAAGUUUGACAAGGUCUUUUAUAACGGGGAGGGUCACUGGGACCCAACCAUCAACAAGUUCAACGCCACCUACCCGGGGGUCUACCUAUUCAGCUACCACAUCACCGUGCGCAACAGGCCGGUGCGUGCCGCCCUCGUGGUUAAUGGGAUAAAGAAGCUGCGAACCCGGGAUUCCCUCUACGGCCAGGACAUUGAUCAGGCGUCCAACCUAGCACUGAUGCAGCUGAAUGAAGGCGACCAGGUGUGGCUGGAGACGCUGAGGGACUGGAACGGAGUUUACUCCAGCAGCGAGGACGACAGCACUUUCUCUGGCUUCCUGCUUUACCCGGACCCCAAGGACAAGCCUGCUGACAUGUAGAACGUGUUACUGCAGCCCUUUGACCUUCGAAUGAGCCCUGAUUGUAACGUCUCUUAGACCCUGCACAACCUUCAGCCUAUUGACUCUCUGUCAAAUGAAUGUGAUUCAGCUAAAUGCUGCUGCUUCGGUAUCUGCUCGCUGCUGUCCUGCUAAUCAAACCAAAAAGCUUUGCUUGCCUCGCUGAAUUUGCAGAUGGAUGAGGCUUGAUUAAAUGCUGUAUGCAAUCCUUCAGUUCUUUUUAACAAUGCAUUAAAAAUGACUAUGCUUGAAAUGAA